This is a messenger RNA of Suillus clintonianus, 1737 nucleotides long. RefSeq lists its product as uncharacterized. The transcript has 11 exons. Bases 1 to 1737 code for a protein of 578 amino acids. NCBI's taxonomy places the organism in Eukaryota, Fungi, Basidiomycota, Agaricomycetes, Boletales, Suillaceae. The record is from RefSeq and is a predicted model, not a curated record.
AUGCAACAAUCAAAUUUGCUCUUAUCUGUUCCAGCUACUGACGCUCCAAUAUAUGUCUAUGUGCACAGUGAAAAUACACGCAACCGGGUUCUUCGAUUUCUUCCCCUCAGGAACGAUGAGCCUUUCCACGGCCUCUCCAGUCGAUUCUUGUUCAUAGGGUACGCCGCCCAUGACUAUCAACUUGCACCGAUCUAUUGGCCUGAGGAAUAUCGAGAAUUAUUUGAGCCAUCGCACAAUAUCAUACGCCACAUUGGUUUCCUGGCAUCUGACAACAACUUCGCAAGGUUUCCGAUAUACGAGAUCGAGCCUGGUAGCUCUAGGUUUCUCCAAGAUGUUCGCCCAGCGUUUGGCGGGCCCGGCCCACAAGGCCUUCUAUGUCCCAUCUGGGUACUUGAACGGCUGAGCGGGAUUCCGUUCAACCCCGCACAGUUUCCAAAUGGUUUCCUGCCUCCCAUCCCAUCCAUUCCCAUUGGAAUUCCUCCGCAGGCAUCUUGGGACACCUUUGAUCCAUUCGUUCAGCAAUCGUUAUCGUUUUCUGACACGCUGCUCCCUCUGUCCAUGGAUUUUGAUAAUGAUCCCACCGUCGAUCUCACUGUCACAUCUACGGUAGACGACAUGUUUGAAUCUGCUUUGGACGACAGCAGCUUCUUCAACAAUAUGAUCAUCGCUGAUGAGGCGGAUGCUCCUCAUGAAGAACUUCAUUGGAUGCUGACACUCCGGGACGAUUCCCUUGAUUGCAGUCAGAAAAAGUCACUGAAACUCGCUUUGCUGACGUCGCCUUGGGGACGCCCAAUCAAGUUGGCAAAAUAUCUAUAUGUGGGCUACAUAUUGGUUGGGAUUCCCACCAAUCCAUUCUCGAUGCGUGAGGUGGACUGCCGGCGGUUGAUCACCACCAGCUUCUUGAGAUCCCUCCAUCUCAACCUCAAAUCAUACGAAGAACUACGUGAAAUACCUUUGACAGUCGUGAACAAUGUCGGCAGUGAGACUUGUGUAAAUUGGUACCAAUUGAGAAACAGGUUCCUAGAUUACCCCAUAGAUUUUACUUCCGAGCUGAGGAAAAUUGUGAGGGGUGGGACGACUCCAGACGCCGGGUUUGGGAACAACACGGAGCAGGAGGCCCAAAUGAAACUUCGCAUCAUCGAUUUGAUGAACUCUGGUGACGAAGGCAUGAUUCAGGAAGCUAUCUGCGAGCUUAUAGUUACUCAAGGCUUCAGGGAACUCCUCUGGGCCGCCUUAUUCCGACCCAUUGUUGACUUCCCUCAAGGCCAAGCGCGAUUAGCAGAUCUUUACCCCGAAGCCAUCCAAACCUUGACGGGUUAUCUAGGACAGGGUAUCGUGGGUGUACUUGUCACCCUCAUGUAUCAAUCAUUCAUACCGGCUCACGCGGAAAAGAUACAGUUGAAAACGCUGGAAGUAUAUCCUCACAUUAUGGCUGCCCUACAUGUGAUGUAUGCGAUUCCACACCGUUUCAGCCGUUUCUUCGAUGUGGCCCAGAAGCUCCCUCACAUACGGGAGGCAAAUGUCUUGUCUAUUGAUCCUAAGUCUCGUCUCGCGAGAGUAAUCUUGGACCCUGUCACAAAUGAGAAGCGGAUGAAGAACAUGGACGAUGUCAAAGAUAUAGUCGUCGAACUGCCUCAUGAUGAAUUGACGGUCCCUUACGCACGGUUCAGGCUCCCGCAUUCGCUCAAGUCUGUUGAUAUUCCCCAAUGUUACUUCAUGGCGCUUCCACCUGCGUAG